Molecule: messenger RNA, 735 nt
Organism: Plasmopara halstedii
Lineage: Eukaryota; Oomycota; Peronosporomycetes; Peronosporales; Peronosporaceae
Product: proteasome subunit alpha type-5-a
Exons: 4
Coding region: 1-735 (244 amino acids)
Biological process (GO): proteasome-mediated ubiquitin-dependent protein catabolic process
Cellular component (GO): proteasome core complex; proteasome core complex, alpha-subunit complex; nucleus
Source: RefSeq, a predicted model, not a curated record
AUGUUCCAGACUAAUGCUGAAUAUGAUCGUGGCGUGAAUACAUUUUCGCCCGAAGGGCGACUCUUUCAGGUGGAGUACGCCAUUGAAGCCAUUAAGAUGGGAACCACUGCUAUCGGUGUUCGCACGAAGGAAGGCAUCGUAUUAGCCGUGGAGAAACGGUUGACGUCGCCUUUGUUGGAACCUGGCAGCAUAGAAAAGAUCAUGGAAGUUGACAAGCAUGUAGGCGCUGCAAUGAGCGGGAUUACUGCUGACGCACAAACUUUGAUUGAUCACGCCCGCGUGGAAGCCACAAACCAUUGGUUUUCGUACAACGAGCCUAUGCGUGUACAGGCAUUGACACAGUCCAUCUGUGACUUGGCGCUGAGUUUUGGUGAAGGCUCGGACGAGAACAAUCACAAGCAGAAAAUGAGUCGUCCCUUUGGCGUUGCUUUGCUGCUCGCCGGUGUAGAUGAGGCCGGGCCGCAGCUGUUUUUUUCAGAACCUUCGGGCACCUACUGGCCCGUGAAGGCUCACGCCAUCGGUUCCGGGUCGGAAGGCGCACUGAACAAUCUCAAGGACGGAUUCACGGAUGAUCUGACAUUGCAAGAGGCUGAAACACUUGCAAUUAGCGCCUUAAAACAGCACAUGGAAGAGAAGCUUACCAGCACCAAUGUGGAAUUGGCUAUUGUCACGCGUGAAGAGGGAUUUCACGUGUGCACUGCUAAGGAGCUGGAGGUCGUUAUCGGUCGUCUGUAG